CAAAAAAUUUCCCACCAAAAUUACACUUCAUAUUCCGCCAAUUCUCACAAGUCCAAGAUUGAAUAGUACUUGGAAAACCCUAUAGGAAUACAUAGCAAAAAUAGUGCUUGGAAAACCCUACAGGAAUAAGUAGCAAAUCAGUUUCCACGCAACCGCUGCUCUAAUACCCUCAAUUGCUGCUUCUCUUUCUACGUUUGCUUCAUCCUUGGUUGCUGCUCUUCUAUUGCUUUUAGAAUUGUGGUGCUCAUUCAACUAAAAAAAAUUGUUGACUAGAAAUUUUGAAGAAGCAGAUAAAUACUGAACAGGAUAAAUCAAGCAGCAGCUCUAAAGAAAAAGGUUUCGAAUCCAAACAAAGCUGAAAGUCCAAUGAAGAAUAUAGGUUUUGAUUUUCAAUACCGACCAAGUGCCGAAUUGGCGAAAAAAAUUCAAAUUAAGAGAGAAAAUCUCGCAAGUAAUCACAAGGAUAAAGUUAUGAAAGAGCAGGCAUCACUUAGAUUUAAAAGAAAGAAUAAUAUGCCUACAACAACAGAAGGACAAAGAAGACAGAGGUUAACUGAAUCCGAUGAAUCGGUUCAAAAGUUAGGAAUGAGUAAAUUGCCUAUAUACAAAUCAAUGAUCCAACCGCCUUCCAGGGAAGAUCUGAACACUUCACAUAACAUUGCAACUAGAGGACAAAGUAAACAGAGGUUAGUUCAAUUGGAGGAGCAAACUCAAAAGCAAGGAAUGAAUAAAUUACAUGCUCCAGUCAUCUUCAAAAAAAAAAAAAAUCUUAACACUUCACGUAUGAGUGGAAGAAAACAAGGUGAAGGAGAGAAACAACUUGAUAUUCGGGAGCAACAAAACUGUAAAAGGUAAAGACAAACUCGGUCAUACCGUCGACGAGUCUAAAUCAAUUUCUAAAAAAAUAUGGGAUACACGUUGGUGGUGAAAAUUCUCCUAAUAUCCAACCAGUAGAUGAAGUCAGAUUUAUGUCAUCCCCUGUUGUUGAUGAGCAUGAAAUAGAAAUGGAUAAUUUUGAUGCACAAGCAGGAGUUGGUGACGAUGAGUUUGUUAGAGAUGAGGAUGUAAAUAUUGAUAGUGCUGCAGAUGGGAUAUUAGAGAAGAAAAGAGUUCAAGGGCAAACGACAAGUAAUAAUAUUCAUGCAAGAAGUUUUGAAGAAAGAGAGGAGGUGACAUUUGACAAAGGACAAGCAAUGGGACCAACUGACAAGAGAGUGUCUGAUUUGACCAACUUUAUAGGAACAAUUGCAAGAAAUCCAAGAUUUAUCACCUUGGUGCAUACUAGUUGGCAUGCUGUGUCACAUGAUAUUAAGCGACGAAUGUGGGAAUAUGUCAAUGUAGGAACAAUCAAUUUUUUAAAUGUAUACUUUUUUGUAUAUUUCCUACUAAGUGAAGAUAAAUAUACGUUAUUUUGCAUAGUCCAAGUUCAUAAUUCCAGCAGAAGGAGAGAAGUGGGUAAUGACCGGUCUUCUGAUGCUUGGAGGCGACACAAGAGAAAUAUUAAGAUGAAAUAUUUCAAUAAGAAUGCUACUGAUGAAGAUAUGCUACAAAAUCGUCCGAAUGAGAUACCAGAAGUUCAAUUCCGCCAAUUGAUUGAGUAUUGGAAGGAUUCAGAUGUCCAACGUGCAACCAAAGAGAACAACGAGGAACCAUCAAAGUCCGAAAUGUUUAUUGCAACUCGUACAAAGAAAGGAAAAGAAGUUCAUACAGAUACUCAAGUUGCAAUAUCUGAACUUCAGAAUCGUCAAAGUUUCGGAGAAACAACAGAUGAUGCAUUGAGGGCUGUGUUUGGAAAGGAGCAGCCUGGUCGGGUUAGAUGCUAUGGUAGAUCGGUGACGACAAGCUCUCUGAAAAAAGAUGAAGAAAUCACCAAGCUUAAACAAAAGCAUGCCAAUGAAAUGACUUCUCUGAAAGAAGAAAUGAAGGAAAUGUUGAGAGAAGAAAUGCGAUCUUUUCUUAGUCAAGUGGUGCAAAACAACCAUGAACUGAAUUUUCAUGAUAUGCAAGGGUGUGCUGGAUCUAAUAUUCCUUCACCGGUUGAUGCAAGUAGUGCACGAGCUAUAAGAGGCCAAAAUCUACCACAUUCUUCUGGCUCAACUCAUACUCCGAAUCUUGAAAAGGUAUUUAUAUUUCACACUUCCAAAAACCUACCUCAAUCUUAACUUACAAAAUCAUGUUUACCCAAAUUAUUUACUUUUGAUGGUUCUGUUAUAUGAUAACGCUAGUACAAAAAAAAUUCUAGCGGCAAUAAUAAGGGCUGCAAAAUAAGUUCAUUUUUCACUUGUUUAAAGGAAAAGACAAGUUAUUCUUUAUUACCACACAAAACUAUUAGCUCUUUUCAGCGAAACAUGAUCUAGUUAAGGUAUUUGGUUAUGAAAAGAAUUCAAUUUUUGUUAGUGAGCUUCUGUUUGAUAUCUACCACCAUUAGAUGUUUCCCACUGAAACAUGUUUGUGUUUCAGUGGAAGGCCCUUGUUAUCUGUCCAUUUUCUAGCGAGUUUAAUUGCUAUUAUUAUUAAAUUAAGUGAUUGUUGCGAUUAUACAAGGAGAUAAAUUUUUUGUCUUUGAACCUAUACUUUAAAUGUAUUUUACUUUUUUCCUGUAUUGACUUGUUAGAAUGUCAUUACAGAAGUAUUAACUCACUACUGCUAAAAGCAGUUCAUUAAUAUGACUUACAAAUGGUAUAAAUACACAAUCUUAACAUUAACAUACAUAUAAUGCAAUUGUGUUAUUCUAAUUGGGAUUUACAAAGACUCUUAACAAUGCCUUUUAUUUCUUCAUGAAAAGAAUUUUUUACACUUAGCUUUUGGUUUUCUACAUUUGUCACCUCUAAUAUGGGUAGUGAACAGUGAGCACCCUCACUUUUCUAACUUAGGGGAUUAAUUCUUUUACUUAUGUUUUGAGCAUAAAUUAUAUCAUACUCUCUAUUCUUUUGCUUUUACUUCUUUAUCUGCCUUUUAAUUCUCAUAAAUAUAUCAUAUCACCUCUCUCAUUCCCCAUAAAUUUUGAGUCUUUUUACUGAGUUUCAUCAGUUAAGAAAAAAAUGAUAUCACUUUCAGACCUUUGCAAUGUUCUCACUGCUGUAGUUCCACUGUAUAUAGCAAUGAUCUUAGCUUAUAGUUCAGUAAAAUGGUGAAAAAUCUUCACCCUAGAUCAAUGUUCAGGGAUCAACAAAUUUGUUGCUCUUUUUGCUAUUCCAUUGCUAUAUUUUCACUUCAUUGCUUCCAACAAUCCUUAUGCAAUGAACUACAGGUUCAUAGCUGCUGACACUCUUCAAAAAAUCAUUGUUCUUUUUGUUCUAGCCAUUUGGUCAAGAAUGAGUUCAAGAGGUUCCCUUGAAUGAUCCUUUGUUAAAGGGUAUGUAUGGUGAAGCCUUAGGAAGUUUAAUGGUCCAAAUCGUUAGGUUUUACUCUAAAAAAUAAAACUCUUACCUCUUAAAGAUCAAUAACUUUAUCACUGGCAUGGCAGAGAAGUUAAUAUCAAAUCCCCUUUUGUUCUUAAUAAGUUUAAAUUCACCAAAACAUAAACUUUAUCCCAACUUUUUGGAGCCAAAAUGCUAGCAUAUAGUAGUUUUUUUCCCUUAUACCCACUGGUCCUAGGAAGGGAGGUGCUAUUAAUUUCUCACCCCUACCAAAUCUCUUAUUAGUUUUUUCCUUAUACCCACUGGUCCUAAGAAGGGAGGAAAAUGAACAACGUGUGUUUUGUGCAGAAAAGCACUAUUCUUAACUGUCUAUUGGGGUUAUCAAUCUAGGCAAAGCUUUCUGAGAUAUUGGGAUGUAAGCAGGUUAUUAAUUUAUGUUUUUGCUUCUCUUUGGCUUGUACCUCUUUUUAUGUGUUUGACUUGGUUAUGCUUUGUAGUGAAAUAAACCUCAUUAAUUAUUAAUAAGACAUGUUGCUAUAACCAAUGCAUACUAUAUAUAGGUUUUCUUCUAAUUUUUAAUUUCAUUUUGAAUGUGUCGGAAAAUGCGGGUGAUGUAAUUGGAAAUGGUGGCCACAAAUGAAUUUGACCUAUCGACGCGAAUGAUUAAGAUUUUUUUAACGAUUGUGGCGUUUAUUGUUAUAAAUACAUUCGGUUUUGAAUAGUUCAUUGCUAGUGAACUUCUUGAAGUAGUAGUGCUUUAUUAGUAUGGGUAUAGUACUAUGCAAAUUAUAUUUUUUUGUUGAAGUUUAUUUCAAGUAUAUGCAUUUGAAUUAUUUU
This is a messenger RNA of Nicotiana attenuata, 4196 nucleotides long. RefSeq lists its product as uncharacterized. The coding region runs from base 969 to 2162 and encodes 397 amino acids. The transcript is spliced from 6 exons. Lineage: Eukaryota; Viridiplantae; Streptophyta; Magnoliopsida; Solanales; Solanaceae. The record is from RefSeq and is a predicted model, not a curated record.